This is a messenger RNA of Cheilinus undulatus (humphead wrasse), 1669 nucleotides long. RefSeq lists its product as uncharacterized. Bases 21 to 1325 code for a protein of 434 amino acids. The transcript has 9 exons. Gene Ontology annotation, molecular function: acyl-CoA dehydrogenase activity; flavin adenine dinucleotide binding. The record is from RefSeq and is a predicted model, not a curated record. Gene Ontology annotation, biological process: fatty acid beta-oxidation using acyl-CoA dehydrogenase. Lineage: Eukaryota; Metazoa; Chordata; Actinopteri; Labriformes; Labridae.
UCAAGCGGCUGUCAACAGAGAUGGCGCUGCGCGAAGGAGCCCUGCGUUUAAACCUGCUAGCCAGCAGCCGUAAUUGGUACAAAUUCAGCUCAUUUAUUAGUGUCCGACAGUUGUCUGAAAAAGUGUCAUCUAAACCCGAGUCUACCAGCUCCUCAGAGACUGUGGCUGACCAUUUAAUCUACACACAAGAGCACUUUGCAUUGAAGGAGUCCCUCAGAAAGAUCAUCGACCAGGAAAUCAACCCUCAUGUGGAUCAGUGGGAAGCUGAGGGGAAGUUUCCAGCCCAUAAAGUCUUCAAGAUCUUAGGAAGUGCCGGUUUUCUUGGAGUCAACAAACCAGUUGAGUAUGGAGGCCUGGGCCUGGACUUCAGCUACAGCGUGGCUGUGUCAGAGGAGCUGGGGAACAUCCGCUGUGGAGGCGUCCCAAUGGCAAUUGGUGUACAGACUGACAUGGCUACUCCUGCACUAGCCAGGUUUGGUUCAGCUGAGUUAAAGGAGGAAUUCCUCCUUCCCUCCAUCAUGGGAGACAAAGUGGCCUGCCUCGGUGUGAGCGAAGUUGGAGCCGGCUCUGAUGUCUCAAGCAUCAUUACUAAGGCUGUGAAAAAAGGGGAUGAAUAUGUGAUCAACGGGGGGAAGAUGUGGACUACAAACGGGACCCAGGCUGAUUGGAUGUGUCUCCUCGCCAACACCAGUGACGGGCCUCCACACAGGAAUAAAUCUCUCAUCUGUCUGCCCAUGAACCUGCCCGGUGUACACAUCGCACGCAAGAUUGAUAAAAUGGGUAUGUGGUCCUCGGACACAGCGCAAGUGUUCUUCGAUGACGUCCGUGUUCCCUGCAAGAACAUCAUCGGCCAGGAAGGCAUGGGCUUCACCUAUCAGAUGCUUCAGUUCCAGGAAGAGAGGCUGUGGGCUGUGGCUAAUAUCAUCACCACAUUGGACAUCACUAUUCAGGAAACCAUCCAGUACACACGGCAGAGGAAGAUCUUCAAGCAGCCCGUCCUCUACCACCAGACGGUUCACUUCAGGUUGGCAGAACUGCAGACGGAGGUUGAGCUGCUGCGCUCCCUCCUCUACCGUGCAACAGCGUUGUACAUUAAAGGCAAUGAUAUGACCAAGCUGGCGUCCAUGGCCAAAUUAAAGGCAGGACGCUUGGCAAGGGAGCUGAGUGACAGCUGUCUGCAGUUCUGGGGAGGAAUGGGCUUCACCAAUGAAGUGCUGGUCAGCAGAGUCUAUAGAGAUUCCAGGUUAUUGUCUAUUGGUGGAGGCGCUGAUGAGGUCAUGCUGGGAAUCAUCGCCAAAUACAUGGACACGCUCCCCAGGAAGUGAUGUCAUCAACUCCACUGAUAAAGUGCUGAUUGUUCUCAGUGACCUGCUGAGUACAGAUCAGUCCUGAUAUCUUUAAACUGAUUGCCUUUGAUUGUUUUAACUGUUCUGUAAGAGAACAUAAAGACACGCUAACCUCAAAACACAGAAAUAAUGGAAGUCUGAUGUUUAGUUUUUAUUAUCUUAUAAAUGUGAAUAUCUUCUUGACAAACUUUGCAAUAUAAAUUAUAAUACAUCAAUUAGAAGAAUUUUUGUCCAGGAAAGUCUGAACCAUUUUUGUUGCCAAGACUGAAGAAAAUAAUGUGCAUUAAAAUAACUUGUGUAAAUAAAUAUCACCUGAAUUCUCA